AUGCAUCAUAGAGCCCCAAUACUCUCGGUCCUCGCCGUCGUCGCGACAGCAGCAGCAGCAGCAGCGGCGGCGGCGGCGGAGCCAUACACCGGCGGCGAUGCUUCCGGUUGCGGCAAGAAGCACUACUUCGACGGCCUGCCGCACUACCACGCCAUCUCAUCCGGCGGCACCACCCGCCGAUACAGCGUACACCUACCGUCGACGUACGAAGAGGACAGGGCCUAUCCUGCCAUCCUGGGCUUCCACGGCUCCAGCAGCAUAGGGCUCUUCUUCGAGGCGGACACGCGUCUGAGCUCGGCACGCUUCACGCCCGACACGAUAACCGUAUACCCGGACGGGCUGGGCGGAGCUUGGGCCGGGGCCAACUACUCGGACGCCACCACGACCCAGGACCUGGACUUUGUCCUCGACCUGCUGUCCGAUCUCAGGCGCGAAUACUGCGUCGACAGCGCUCGCAUCUACGCGACCGGCAUGUCUAUCGGCGGGGGGUUCGUCGACACGAUUGCGUGCAGCGAAAGGGUCGGUCGAGAGUUUGCCGCCUUCGCGCCCGCCUCGGGGUCGUUCUACACGGACAACGACGACAGCUACCGCGACUGCCGUCCUGCGCGGGUCCCCACGCCCGUGCUGGAGAUCCACGGCGGUGCGGACGAGGAGGUCCCGUAUGAUGGGGGACCUGGUAGCGGUGGUCGUCUGCCAUCUAUUCCGCAGUGGGCGUCUCGCUGGGCGGGCAGGAACCUCUGCGAACACGAGACCGAGUCAGACCUGUUUGAUGGACAUGUGCGACGUCUGAGCUGGUCAUGCCAAGGUCAUGAGGGCGCCGUGCAGCACUACAGGACCGAUGACCAGAAGCAUUGCUGGGCUUCGACCGAGCCCAACUUCUCCCAGGUUGCGGCUGGUGACGGUCCGACGUAUCUGGAGGCCAGUGAGUUGAUUGCUGAGUUUUUCAGGAAUUUCACGCGUCCGAGUUGA
Geosmithia morbida is the source of this 969-nucleotide messenger RNA. RefSeq names its product depolymerase. Gene Ontology annotation, molecular function: feruloyl esterase activity. Lineage: Eukaryota; Fungi; Ascomycota; Sordariomycetes; Hypocreales; Bionectriaceae. The transcript has 2 exons. The record is from RefSeq and is a predicted model, not a curated record. The coding region runs from base 1 to 969 and encodes 322 amino acids.